Messenger RNA from Aspergillus nidulans FGSC A4, 957 nucleotides. RefSeq lists its product as uncharacterized. Bases 1 to 957 code for a protein of 318 amino acids. The transcript is spliced from 2 exons. NCBI's taxonomy places the organism in Eukaryota, Fungi, Ascomycota, Eurotiomycetes, Eurotiales, Aspergillaceae. The record is from RefSeq and is a predicted model, not a curated record.
AUGAGCGAAAUCCUAGUCAUCACCUGCCCAAGCGGCAAACAAUGCUCCCGCCUCAUCCCUCUUCUUUACAAAAAGAGUCGAUUUACCUUACGACUGGCAGCGCACUCUGAGUCUUCUGCCCGCAAGCUCAGGGAAUGCUACCCCGAGGCCGAGAUUGUCCGAACAGAUUUGCAGUCUCUUGCCGACUGCCGCAAACUUCUGCAAGGUGCAACCGCCAUCAACGCCGUUCUACCCAGUCUGCAUUCCCAUGAAAAAGAAAUCGGGUUCAAUCUGGUAGAUGCUGCUGUGGCCGAGUCUAGGCGCGAGGGUAAUGUUUUCAAACAUUUCGUGCUCUCGAGUGUCCUCGGUACACAGCAUAGAACCCUCCUGCAGCAUGAUCUGAAGAGCUACGUCGAGGAGAGGCUCUUUUUGAGUCCCUUAGACUGCUGGACGAUUCUCAAGCCAACAAAUUUCAUGAACGCCUACCCCGUGGCUGCCCUCGCAGAGCAAGAGCACCCGGUCCUGGAAAAGUGGUGGAAACCAGAACACGAGAACAGCGUCAUUGCUCUGGAAGACUUGGCCGAGGCAUCGACAAAAGUGCUAGACGAAAGGGAGCGCCACUACCUUGCCGAGUAUCCGCUCUGCUCUACGAUGCCUAUAUCCGAGGUAGAAAUCGUUGGCAUCAUAGAGAGACGCAUCGGGAAGAAGAUCGAGCUUAAGACGCCCUCGUUCGAGACUGGCGUGGCCAAGCUGACCAAGGCUCUGUAUGGUGGGGACGAAAAGGGCGCCGGCGAGCUUGGGCUCGGUUCUGCAAGCGAGGGAGACCUUCGCGGUGAUCUUGUUCGUGAUACCCUAACGCAUCUGAUUCUGUUUUAUAAUCACCGCGGGCUUAAGGGGAGUCCGAACGUGCUCAGGUGGCUGCUCGGACGAGAACCGACGUCUGUCGAGCAGUGGGUUGACUCUGUUGCUCCGAAGUGA